AUGAGCGACUCUAGCAGACCUCCCGAUCCCCCUCCUCCUGCUCCCACACGCGCCGCGACCACAGGCAGCACCACCGCCACCCUCCCUCCCUCCGCCGCCGCCAGACAGCGCCUCCCGCACCGCGCGGCGAGCCACCAAGAUGCCUCGCCCUCCCCGCGUCCACAUCCUUUGCUCCGGCGACGGUCUUCUCUGCUCUCCUUCUCCAGCAUAGAGGACGCGACGCAUGCCUUCACCGACGACUUCAUCAAUCCGCGCACAAGCAGCAGACGCAACACGAAUGGCGAAGAUGAACUCACGCACUGGCACUCGACGCCGUUGGCAUUCGCGAUCCUGCCCGCGCUUGGCGGGCUGAUGUUUAAGAACGGAUCUGCCUUUGUGACCGACGUACUUUUGCUGGGCCUUGCGGCUAUCUUUAUGAACUGGAGUAUAAGAUUGCCUUGGGAUUGGUACUAUAGUGCGCAGGCUCUCCGGCGAGACGUGGGGCCAGACUACAACGCGGCAGAGCGCGAUGGCCUGGAAGAUGAUAUUGCGGUGGAGACUGCUUCGUCUGCAGGCAGCUCGCCCAAGCCUGCGGAAGACCACAACACAGACACACGUACGACAGAGGACCCUGUGCAGAACGUGGGCAAACGAGAGGAGGCUGCCGCAGACCUGCGAAGGCAGGAAUCGCUGGCACUUGGAGCGACGUUCUUGUUCCCAGUCCUGGCGGCAUACCUACUCCAUGUCAUACGCGCGCAGCUUUCGCGUCCUUCCACCGGACUUGUAUCAGAUUACAACCUGUGUAUCUUUCUCCUGGCGGCAGAGAUCCGGCCUGUGCGACAAAUCGUUCGUUUAGUCGCAAACCGCACUCUUCACCUACAGAGAACCGUCACCGGAAUUGACGAUCCUUUCUCAUCGGCCAUCGAAGAGAAGACGACCCUCAAUAACCUCUCGACCAGACUUGCUGAACUUGAAUCGAAGCUUGCAGAACACACCGUCGUUCCUCAAACAGUCAACAUGGCGCAAAAGGCCGACGUCAGCGAUCUGUCAGUCGAAAUUAGGAAGCGCUAUGAGCCUCGUCUCGAAGGUCUGGAGCGUGCUGUGCGCCGAUACGAAAAGCGUUCGACGACUCUGGCCAUGAUGACCGAGCAGCGGCUGCAAUCUCUGGAAACCCGUCUCCAGGAAGCCUUGAGCCUGGCCGCAGUCGCUGCACAACAUUCGAACCGCGGCGUCUCUGGCAGACUCGCGGACACGAUUACCACGGUCGUCACACUGCCCUUCAAGCUCCUUUGGGAGCUCACCGUCUGGCCCUACAGAUUCCUGGACGACCUGUACAUUGGGACAAAGACAAUACUCCUGGGUCCUAUGCCUCCACGAUCUGGUAAGCGCAGGGGUGGCCGGCAUGACGGCAGUUCGAGGGACGACAGUCGGCAGAGGGAAAAAGCGACGCAGCGCAAGGUCGUGCGAUAG
Molecule: messenger RNA, 1449 nt
Organism: Zasmidium cellare ATCC 36951
Lineage: Eukaryota; Fungi; Ascomycota; Dothideomycetes; Mycosphaerellales; Mycosphaerellaceae
Exons: 1
Coding region: 1-1449 (482 amino acids)
Source: RefSeq, a predicted model, not a curated record